AACUUCCGUCCCCACAUUUUUUGAUGGGGGGAGCUCGCUGUUUGAGGGCAGUCCCGACCGAGCUUGUAGAGCGCCGAGGGGCCAGCGAGGCAUCCACUCUAUUUAAAGUUGGUAUAUAAAGUACGAAGGGGGAGUUCGAUUGAGGAUAGAUAUAUCGUAUUGGACUUCUACUACUACUAUUUACGACAAUGGGAUUGCGGAAAUAGAAGAUGAGAGGACUACAGACAACCCUCCCCCUCCUCCUCCCCGCCCUAAUCCUCCUCCACCUCCUCGCCGCUCCCUACACCAAAGUCGAAGAAUCCUUCAACAUCCAAGCCACACACGACAUUCUCACCUACCCUCCCCCCUUCUCCCCCUCGACCUUCGCCUCCCACAUCCGCUCAAACUACGACCACAUCACCUUCCCCGGCGCCGUCCCUCGGACAUUCAUCGGCUCCCUCCUCCUCGCGCAGCUAACCCGUGCCUUCCUCCACGCCACCUCCUUCGCAUACAUCCGCACCUUCACCAAUGCCAUCCUCGGCACCCCCCUCCACUUCGCCCACUCCCAACUCCUCUUCCACACCCUCGUCACCGGCUCCGCCCAACAAACCGCCCGCUUCAUCCUCGGCUCCCUAACCGCCCUCGCUCUCCUGCGAUACGCGCGCGCGCUUGCAAAGGCAUUCGGUCCCGGAGUGGGGAGGUGGUACAUCCUCCUCCAAGCAACACAAUUCCACAUCCCCUUCUACGCCUCGCGCACCCUCCCCAACACCUUCGCGCUCCUCCUCACCACCGAGGCUGCGCGCGCUUUCCUCCCUGUGCCCGGGAAUAAUGCCGCGGGCCAGCGGAGUCAGGUGAGGAGGGGGAUUUAUCUGCUGGUUGCAGCGGGUGUGAUUUUCCGCGCGGAAAUCGCGCUGUUACUUGCUACGCAGGUGGGCUUCCUGCUUUGGACACGACGUGCGGAUCUACGCACCGUCGUCCUCGCUGGGCUCCCCGCGGCAGCUUUAUCAAUCGCCGCAUCCGUCGCCGUCGACUCAGCAUUCUGGCUCCGCCCCGUCUGGCCCGAACUCGCAUCCUUCAUCUUCAACGCCUACCACGGCGCGUCGUCCGAAUGGGGAGUUUCACCCUGGCACGCAUACUUCUCCUCUUCCCUUCCCAAACUCCUCCUAAACCCGCUCGCUAUCCCAAUGCUAGCAGCAGCGCUGUACUUCCCCGCCACGUCGCGCGCGGCGAGGGGGCUGGUGAUCCCGCAGCUGGCGUAUGUGGCGCUGUAUAGCGCGCAGCCGCACAAGGAGGCGCGGUUUAUUAUUUAUGCCAUACCGCCCUUGACGGCGGCCGCGGCGUUGGGGGCGUCGUAUGUGUGGACGCGCCGGGCGAGGGGGGUGGUGUAUAGAGUGGGCUCGCUGGCGGUGGUGGGGGGUGUGGUGGUGAGUUUCGUGGCGGCGAUGGGGAUGCUUCUCGUGUCUUCGCUGAACUACCCCGGCGGCGAAGCGCUGUGGGAGCUGCAUCAGCGGGUGGGGAUCGAUAGGCAGAUAGGGUUUGUGAGGGAGGGGCAGGUGGUGAGGGUGCAUACGGAUGUGUUGAGUUGUAUGACUGGCGUGACGAGGUUCCAGGAAGCUGCGCCGAGCAAACCUUUUUGGCGGGCGGAUUUCCUGAGUUAUGGGGGGAAUUCAGGGGUCCUGCCGGGGAAGGGGGGACGGGUGGAUUGGGAUAUCGAGUGGGCGUAUGAUAAGACGGAGGAUGAGGCGGCGUUGCGCGAUGUGAGGUUCUGGGAUCAGUUUGACUAUGCGCUUGUGGAGGAUCGGAGGAAGGCGCUGGGGAAUUGGAGGUUGGUGGCCGUGGUGUGGGGGUUUGCGGGGGGUGUGGAGAUGUUGAGGCCGGGGGAGGAGAUGAUGCAUGGGUCGGAUGAGGAGGCGUGGAAACAGGCGAUGGUGCCUUGGGGGUCGUGGCGUAAGGGGGAGGUGGGCUGGGGUGUUUUGAUGGAGAUGGUGGGGCCUCGUGGGGGGUUGAAAGAGGUGGUAAGGAGGUUUGUCACGAGAGGGUGGUGGGUUGGGCCGAGGAUGGAGCAUAAGAUCCAUAUUAUGGGGCGGGUAGUAGAACCUGUGGUCGACGAGGAGUAGUUUAAGGAGGGACAAGACAGGCAAGCUAGAAUAGAUGGGCCAUGGAAAACAUGUAUCAUUGAAUGUAUAAAUAAC
Messenger RNA from Pseudogymnoascus verrucosus, 2171 nucleotides. It is a transcript of the gene ALG12, whose product is annotated as dolichyl-P-Man:Man(7)GlcNAc(2)-PP-dolichol alpha-1,6-mannosyltransferase. The record is from RefSeq and is a predicted model, not a curated record. The transcript is spliced from 2 exons. Gene Ontology annotation, biological process: protein N-linked glycosylation. Gene Ontology annotation, cellular component: endoplasmic reticulum membrane. Gene Ontology annotation, molecular function: alpha-1,6-mannosyltransferase activity. NCBI's taxonomy places the organism in Eukaryota, Fungi, Ascomycota, Leotiomycetes, Thelebolales, Thelebolaceae. The coding region runs from base 210 to 2096 and encodes 628 amino acids.